Molecule: messenger RNA, 16137 nt
Organism: Funneliformis geosporum
Lineage: Eukaryota; Fungi; Glomeromycota; Glomeromycetes; Glomerales; Glomeraceae
Source: the annotation of a GenBank genome assembly
AUGGAGGUGGAUAUUGAAGAGGAAAAGUUUAUAUUUAAUGAAUUUAAUUUAUAUAAUCCUUUAAGUAUCGACAUGAAGACCGCUUGUCAAACUUUGUUAUCAAAAAUUGAACAAAUUAAUCAACAAAAUCACUAUUUGGUGCUUAAUUUGGGGCAAUAUGAAAUUUUGAACUCAUAUAUAAUAAAUAAUAUUAAUUAUGAAUCAAAUGAUACUAAAAAAUUAUUAGAUUGCAUAUCAAAUUUGCUUUUAAAUCCAUCAUUAACUCUUAUUAUAGCUAAUUUAUUUCGACCAAUUUUAAUUGAUCUGGUUUCGCGUUGGUUAUUACCAAACGAUAAUAAUGACAUGAUGAAAGUCGAUUACGUUGCCGUGUCAAAUGUUGAAAGUUUUGCUAAUGCAUUUAGUUUAUUACUUCCUACAACACCUCAACUUUUAAGUUUUGCGGUCACAUUCUUUUCACAAACACCCUCAUUACUAGAGAGACUCAACUUUUUAAAUCAAGAAGAAAUCUUAUUAAACGACGAGAAUUCCAAGGAAAUUAAAGAUUUACAACAACUUUUACUAACAGCUUAUCGACUUUUGAGAUUUUCUGGAAGCACAUUUAUAAAAUUGUGGAAUUGGUCACCUCUUUUUCAAUUGUUAGUUCAUGCUAAUAAAGCAAUACGAUAUUUAUCAAUUUGGUGUUUAAGUAUCGUAUUCAAUAUGAGUGAUGAACAAAGGGAAAAGGCACUUCAAUUUUGGGUUGGCGCAAAUAAUGAGAAAAUCUCAAUCGAAUGGAAUCAUGAAGAUACACAGGACAUUGGAAUGUUAACGCUUUUGGAACAAGUAUCACUUGCAAAGCAACAAUCAAAUCUCCUAUUGAAUGAUUAUACGAGUCCAGGUUUCUCAGAAUCUAGGCGACUUAAUGAAUCGGAUUUAUCUUCAUUAACAGUCAAUAUAUCUGGAGUGUUAUUGCCAAAAUCAUUUAUUUGUUCGGAUAGAUCUUUAUCAAAUAAGCAGCGCCUUGUUUUGACAGAUACAACUCGAUGUAAUUUGCACUCCAUUUGUUUGGCGAUUUCAAUUGGAUCCCCGGUUUUACUUGAAGGUGUAACUGGAGCGGGUAAAUCCGCUUUGGUUGAGGAAAUUGCGAGAAUAACCGGACGUGAACAUGAUCUUGUAAAAAUUCAUUUAGGGGAUCAAACUGACUCAAAAAUUCUUUUAGGAACUUAUGUUUCUACAUCUACUCCUGCUUCUUUUCGAUGGCAACCUGGUAUUCUCACGACUGCAGUUCGUGAUGGACGAUGGGUUUUAAUUGAAGAUAUAGAUCUUGCUCCUAUGGAAGUUUUAUCAGUUCUUCUCCCUUUGCUUGAGACGCGUCAGCUGUUUAUACCUAGUAGAGGUGAAAAGAUUAACGCGAAGCAAGGAUUUCAAAUAUUCGCAACAAAAAGCUUGUUGCCAGUUGACGGAGGAAAAAAAUUAAUACAUCAACGUGUAAAUUAUUCAAGUUUUGGCAAUACUUUUUGGACUCAAAUCAAAGUCGACCCACUAAGCAUGGAUGAGUUAACUUACGUUAUUAAAAAUCGUUUUGUCAUUUUACAAGAACUGGUACCAGAUAUUAUGAAUGUAUUUAAUACUGUAAUAUCUGUUUACCAUGAUUCAAAAUCGUUUUCAUCGAACUUAGUUCGAUAUAUUUCAACACGUGAUUUGAUGAAGUGGUGUGAGAGAAUAAAGGUUCUUUUAGAUUCAAGGAAUAAUGUAAAUAUAACUCGGGGAAUAGAACAGAGUAUAAGAGAAGAUUUGUUCAAAGAAGCGGUUGAUUGUUUUUGUUCAAUGAUAUCUAACUAUGAGAGUUGGAUUGUGAUUUUGGAAAAGCUCGGCGACGCACUGCAAAUAUCAAAGGAAUGGAUUAAUUUAUACAUAAAUUCAUACUUACCUGAUAUGAAAAUUGAUGAUAAGAUAAUAUCGAUUGGGAGGGUUAAUUUAAUUCCUAAAGGUCGAAAAAAAGAUAUAAUUAAACGAGAAUUGCAAAAAAGACCUUUUGCUAUGACUGGCCAUGCUUUAAAAUUGAUGGAACAAAUUGCUGUGUGUGUCCAUAUAUGUGAACCUGUUUUGUUAGUUGGAGAAACUGGUACAGGUAAAACAACGGUGGUUCAAUAUCUCGCAGAAAUUAUGCAUCAAAAACUUGUGGUUGUGAAUUUAUCUCAACAAAGUGACAGUAGUGAUCUUCUUGGAGGUUUCAAACCCGUUGAUGCUAGAGUUCUUGCAAGUCCACUUAAAGAAGAAUUUGACAAACUUUUUGAAAAGACAUUUUCUAUUCGACGAAAUUCACGUUUCUUGGAAGCUGUCCGAAAGGUAUAUGCUGCAAAGAAAUAUGAUAAGUUUAUAUCUCUGUUGAAUCAAGCUAUUAAAAUGGCGGAACAAAAAUUCAAUGGAAAUCAAAAUCAGGAUACAAUCAUGGAUGAUCAAAGCAAUAAUUCUUUGCAAAAUCAUCCUUCUCGAAAAUCUUCAAAUCCUGAAUUACGGAAUCGUUGGAAAUUAUUCGAAAAUUCGGUUAACGAGUUUGUAAGUCGACAGGAUCAAAUACGCAAUAAAUUCGUCUUUAGUUUUGUAGAAGGUUCAUUAUCAAAAGCGGUAACAAAAGGUGAUUGGAUACUUUUGGACGAAAUAAAUUUGGCAUCUACAGAAACAUUAGAAUGCUUGAGUGGUUUACUUCAAGAUUCCCAAGGUUCGCUGUUAUUGGCCGAGAAAGGUGAUAUCGAACCGGUUAAAAGGCAUCCAAACUUUCGUAUUUUUGCUUGUAUGAAUCCUGCUACUGAUGUGGGUAAACGAGAUUUACCUCCAGGGUUGAGAAGUCGAUUUACCGAGCUGUUUGUUCACCCUCCUGAUAAAAGACGGGAUGAUUUGUUGGCUAUUGUCAGACAGUAUAUAGUUGGUUGCGUUCACGGUGAUGAGCGUGCUUGUGCAGAUAUUGUGGAUUUUUAUGUCGCUGUCAAAGAAUUACAAAAGCAACAUAAAAUUGCUGAUGGUGCAAAUCAAAUGCCUCAUUUUAGUAUUAGAACAUUGACUCGUGCGUUAAGUUAUGUAGCACAAAUAGCAUCAUCUUAUGGCUUGAGACGAUCAAUAUAUGAGGGAUUUUGUAUGACAUUUUUAACACAAUUAAAUAAAGAAAGUGAAAUUUUGUUAAAAGGUUUGGUAGAAAAAUAUUUAUUAAAUGGUGUUAAAAAUCAAGCGAAUUUGAUUACACAAAUUCCUAAACUUCACUCGAAUGGCAAUUACGUUCAAUUUGGAUAUUUUUGGCUUGAAUUAGGAGAUUUUCCUGUCGAAGAUAUGCCUCAUUAUAUUUUGACGCCAUUUGUUAAAAAGAAUUUGGACAACCUUUCAAGAGUUGUCAUGAGCAGGAAAUUUCCAGUUCUAAUUCAAGGUCCUACUUCUACUGGUAAAACAAGUAUGAUCCAAUAUUUAGCUAAACGUACUGGACAUCGUUUUGUGAGAAUUAAUAAUCAUGAACAUACUGACAUUCAAGAAUAUCUGGGAACUUAUGUUUCUAAUACUGAAGGUAAACUUGAAUUUCAAGAAGGCGUGCUAGUAGAAGCAUUAAAGAAAGGGUAUUGGAUUGUGCUGGAUGAAUUAAAUUUGGCGCCAACUGAUGUAUUGGAAGCAUUAAAUAGAUUAUUGGAUGAUAACAGAGAGUUGUUAGUUCCAGAAACUCAAGAAAUUGUUAAACCACAUAAAGAUUUUAUGUUAUUUGCAACUCAGAAUCCUCCCGGGUUAUAUGGAGGCCGUAAAGUUCUUUCACGUGCUUUUCGCAAUAGAUUUUUGGAAUUACAUUUCGAUGACAUUCCGGAGGAUGAAUUAGAAACGAUCCUUUCAGAAAGGUGUAAAAUUGCCCCAUCUUAUUGCAAACGACUUGUACAAGUAUAUAAACAUUUGAUGGCAAAAAGACAAGGAACAAGGAUUUUUGAACAAAAGCAUGGAUAUAUUACUUUGAGAGAUUUAUUCCGUUGGGCUGAGAGAGGUGCUGUAGGGUAUCAGGAAUUAGCAGAGCAAGGAUAUAUGCUCUUGGCUGAGAGAGUAAGGAAACCCGAAGAGAAAUUGAUUGUGAAACAAGUUUUGGAAUCAGUCAUGAAAGUAGUAAUUGAUGAGCAAAAAAUAUAUGAUUGUUCAAAUUUGAAAGAGUUUAAAAAAUUUAUUUCUUUGAGACAUGACAAAACUGAUAUCGUAUGGACCAAGUCUAUGAAACGUUUAUUUACUUUAGUUGCGCAAUGUUUGAAAUUCAAUGAACCUGUUCUAUUAGUUGGUGAAACUGGCUGUGGAAAAACAACGGUGUGUCAAAUGUUAGCAGAAGUAAAUGAUAAAAUGCUACAUAUUGUUAAUUGCCAUCAUAGUACCGAGACGGCUGAUUUACUUGGUAGCCAAAGGCCAUUAAGGAAUAGAGGAAAUGUAAAUAAUGAUCUCAAGCGCGAUCUAAUUGAAUUUUUAAGAAAAUACGUGUCUCAAGACAAUACAUAUUUAGAGGAUAUGGAUUUGAAUCAGCUGAUUACUUUAUUUUUGGAUUUUUAUAAAGACGAGAAAUGGACAGAAGAGUUCGGUGAAGAUAUCGGAGAAAUUGCUAAUACAAUGACCUCUUUACAUUUGAGAUGUAAACAAACUCGCACAUUGUUUGAAUGGCAUGAUGGUCCGUUAGUUCAAGCCAUGAAAAAUGGUAAUAACUUCUUACUAGAUGAGAUUUCCUUGGCAGAUGAUUCUGUUAUCGAACGUCUCAACAGUGUCCUUGAGCGAAAUAGGAUCUUAGUUCUAGCAGAAAAAGGUGGUAAACAUGUUGAAGAGUUAGUUGCAAAAGACGGUUUUCAAUUUUUGGCAACUAUGAAUCCUGGAGGUGACUAUGGUAAGAAAGAAUUGUCACCAGCAUUAAGGAAUCGAUUUACGGAAAUUUGGGUGCCUUCGGUUGCGGAUCGUGAAGAUUUAUUGCAAAUAAUUGAGUCACACUUUGUACAUGAAAGUUUGGCAGGGUAUGGCCAAAAAAUCCUUGACUUUAUAGAAUGGUUUUCUCAUGCACUGGGCAAUAGAAUUAUUACCAUUAGCUUGCGAGAUAUUUUAUCAUGGGUUUUAUUCAUGAAUUCUACAAUAGAACAAUUGGGUUCACACGAGUCUUUUAUUCAUGGUGGUUAUCUUGUCUUUUUUGAUGGUCUUGGUUCCAAUGCAACAACAGGGUCAUUAUUAUCUGGACAAGUAUUGAAGGAAUUUCGAAUGAAGUGUCUUGGAAAAUUAGUAGAUUUGAAUAGUGAUCUUAAACUUGAUAAUGUCGUUAAUCGAAGUUUUGCAAGUGACAACAAUAUGGGCAAGAUUAUUUCUACCGAGUCAUUAUUCGGAAUCCACCCAUUUUAUAUAACAAAAGGAACGCUUGGUAGUACUCAAAUUACUUUUACCUUGCAAGCGCCAACGACAUUGGAUAAUGCAAUGCGAGUGCUUCGUGCUAUGCAAUUAAAGAAACCAAUAUUAUUAGAAGGAAGUCCAGGCGUGGGAAAAACUAGUUUAAUCACGGCAUUGGCAGCAGCAUCUGGACAUAAACUUGUUCGAAUUAAUUUAUCUGAGCAAACAGAUUUGAUGGAUUUGUUCGGUUCUGAUCUUCCCGUAGAAGGUGGUGGUAAUUGUGAAUUUGCUUGGCGGGAUGCACCGUUUCUUCAAGCAAUGAAAUCUGGGGAUUGGGUUCUUUUAGAUGAAUUAAACCUUGCUUCUCAAUCAGUUUUAGAAGGUCUCAAUUCAUGUUUAGAUCAUCGUGGUGCUGCAUAUAUACCUGAACUAGACAAAGAAUUCAUAUGUUCUAAAGAAUUCCGUGUUUUCGGCGCUCAGAAUCCUUUACAUCAAGGUGGAGGAAGAAAAGGGCUUCCAAAGUCCUUUAUCAAUCGAUUUACUCAAGUCUACAUAGAGCAGCUUACUAAGACUGAUAUGCUUUUUAUUGCUAAAUCUCUUUUCCCUCAAUUUGAUGAAUCAUUAUUAGAGAAGAUAUUAGACUUUAACAAUCGAAUGUACGAAGACACUAUGAUUAAGGGUUUGUUUGGUAGAAAUGGUUCCCCUUGGGAAUUUAACUUACGUGAUGUUUUUCGCUGGUUAGAGCUUUUAAGCGAUGAUAAGGGUCUUGGGUUUAAAUCUACUCCUGAUCAAUUUCUGGACCUAAUUUAUUUGCAGAGAAUGAGAACUGCUGAAGACAGAAAUCGAGUUAUUGAUCUAUUUAAUGAAAUUUUUGUAAAAAGCUAUAAACAGUCAAAGAAUCCUUAUUUUAAUAUUAAUUCAAGCUAUAUCCAGAUUGGUCAUUCCUUUCUUAAACGUCGACCUGCUUAUGGGUAUAAAUCUUCGGGGAAUUCUCUUCAUAUAUUGCAUUCUCACUUAAAGUCGUUAGAGUCCUUAAUGAAAUGUGUAGAAUUCAAUUGGAUGGUAAUACUUACUGGACAUGAAGCAAUUGGGAAAACAAGUCUUGUUAGGUUGUUAGCUAAUUUAACUGGAAAUCAUCUUGAGGAGUUUGCAAUGAAUAGUUCGGUUGAUACAAUUGAAUUACUUGGUGGAUUUGAGCAAGUAGAUUUGGCUAGACAUCGACAAGUAGUUGUCGAUGAAUUAAGACGGUUAACUGCUGAGGUGACAAAAGAUAUUCUUCUUAUUUCGCAUUCAAUUAAUUUAUUUGAAGGCAAUACGAUUCAAGUUUUGCGAGAGCUUAACGAUAUAAUAUUUACUUUAGAAAAUCAUCUUAAAUUUAGUACAAGUAGUGAUCAUAGUACAAUAAUUAGUCAGAAUUAUUCGUCUCAGUUAGAUUAUGCAAUAAUCGAUCAAUUGUUAGAUACUUUACAACAAAUCAUAACCGGGUAUGAUUUGCAUUUAAUACUUGAUAAUGAACAUCAAAGUUCUCUGAGCUCUAUAAUGGAUAAAAUUGUAACGCUUAAAUCGCUUGAAAAUGGGCCGGUUACUGGUCGUUUUGAAUGGAUUGAUGGAGUUCUUAUCAACGCGCUUCAUAAUGGUCAUUGGUUGUUGAUUGAUAACGCCAACCUUUGUAAUCCAUCUGUUUUGGACAGGCUCAAUCCAUUGAUGGAACCAAACGGAGCUUUGAUGGUUAACGAAAGGGGUCUUAUAGAUGGUGAUGUGAAAAUUAUCCGACCACAUAAAAACUUUAGGUUAUUUAUGACUACUGAUCCAAGAAAUGGUGAACUAUCAAGAGCCAUGAGGAAUCGUGGCGUGGAAAUUUUUUUGUUGAAGACAGAAAUUUUCGAAAAUCAGCGAGAUAUGGUUAAAAUUGGGAAUGGUCUUGGUCUUCGUAUUUCAGAACUUCCUAGUUUUAUUAAUAAUUUCCAAUUUAGUGUAGAUGAAAAUUCUAAUAUUUUAGGUAGCAUGAAACCAAAUAUAAGAGAAUAUAUUUUAUUCUCUCAAUUUAUUGUUGAGAUGCUUCAGCGAGGCGAAGGAUUAUCACAUUCUUUACAUAAGGCCCUUCGACAGGUUUACUUUUUUAACCACGUCCCAAAUAGACUAAUGAUGUAUCUUCAAGAUUUUGCAAAGAAAUUCCAAGAAAAUGCCAUUAUACACACUAUAUCACCUACGAAUUACCCAAUAUUUAAUGGAGGUUCUUUUAUUAAGGAAGAAGCAAAAUUGUCCAUGAUCCAUUCCCAAGGGUCUUAUUUGAUACACCUUAUGUUCAAAUAUGGUUUGGUCAAGUUGAGCCUAAAUGAUUUGAUUUUAAAAGAAUUAUUGAUAGCUUGCGACUAUUUUGUUGAAAAUACUUCUUUAGAAGACAUUUCUCUGAGGAAUCGUUGGCUUGACUUUGUCUCUUAUCUAAUUCGUUCUUAUAAUUUGGUGGUGAUUCAAGACGUAAAUUUCUUAGAAUAUAUUAAAUUCAUGAAUGAUACCUUGAUUGGGCAUCCACUCGUUUCUUAUUUGAACGAAAUUAAAAAUCGGUUAGCAAAAUCCAUUGAUUUGGAUACAUCUCACAUGUCGUGUCAGCCACUUGAUAUAAUUAGCAAUCAUCCUUUAGUUAAAUCGAUCAGUUGCUUAAAUCACAACAAGUACAACAGUGAUAAGAAUGAGACAAUAUGUAAUUUGUGGAAUGAAUAUUCUAUUAAUAUUAAAGUAUUUAACCUUAUAAAAAGGUUGCAAAGACAAGAUUUCGUCGAAAGUUUCUCUUAUGAAAAAGCAUCACGAGAAAAGGUGUCCAAGUUGACUUCAUCCCAACAAUCAUAUCGUUACAAUCACGGAAAUUUAUCAGAGGAUCAGCUAAGUCAUAGAGUUGUUGCUAAUAUUUUUCCAUUCUUACAAGAACUUAAAAGCUUUGUGAGAUUAUGGAUAAAUCGAGGGAAUUACGAGGAACUUGACGUUGAAUUAUUCAAUAGUUUGUUAGAUUAUCACGAGUUUUUAUGGGAAUAUUUGCAACAAAAUUCUCUUGAUCUUGGUGAAUUAUAUGUGAACACAAAAAUUUUUAAAGAAACUGUAAAGAGUUUGGUUAAUAAAUUUGAUGAACACGCCAAACUUUUGCUUAGUGCAUUUGAUAGCAUAACUGAGAGCACUGUAUUAACGACAGGAAAAUAUAUGAGUAUUCUAUGGAAACGUUUGCAUCAUAUAACGCUUUCAAGAAUUGAUCUAUUUAAAUUAAAGCAAGAAUUUUUUGAAGUUGGAAUCAAUUCUGACACCAACUUAGGACAUAAGGAUGAUAAAAGAGAUCAUUCAACAAGAUUAAAUGUGGAGUUAAAAAUGAUGUUGAUAGAUGCAGUUGCAACGUUAUAUUUCAUUAAUGAAAAUCAAACUUCUGAAUCGACCGAAUUAUUAACUUCUUUACAAAAGAUUCCUGAGGCAAAACAAAACGACCCGCUACCUUGUAUCAUGGAUUAUUUUAACUUAAUUAGAGAGAUGCAAAUUAUUUUACGACUUCAGUUGGUAGCUUCACAAGAAACCGAUUUGAAUAAUAAAAAUUAUAGCGAGAUAAUUACUCAAAUUUCGGAAUUUCGAGAUUUUUCUUUAAAAUAUUGUUCCAGAUUUCCUUUAGAUUUUGUCCCUCACCAACGACUUUUAUGGAUAUACGGACCUGGUUCUAAAGUAGAUAGUAAAUCGGAAAUGAUGUUCAAUAAUAUCGUACAAGAUAUUAUAUAUGGAUGGUACAAUAGAGUGUGGAAUAAUUCGUUCAACAAUUUAGACAUUAAUGAAGAGAAUUUAAUUUCAAAUCUAUUUGUAAAGAAUACUGGAGGGCCUGGGAGAUUAUUUCAAAGCGUUUUAGGAUUUUAUUAUUUUAAUUACACGCAAGUAGACAAUUCAUUCCGUCCUGAAAUUCAUCGAAUACAAUUUAUGUCAAUCGGAUCUUUCAACACCAUACAAACCCAACUUGUUGAAUAUUGUAAACACACCGGAAAUGAAUUUCUGUAUAGAAUCAAUAGAAGAUAUAUGGAUUUUGCAUGUCUUAUUCAACAACUUAAACAAAUCCUUAUAUCAUUAAAGGAGAGUUUUCCAACAGAGAUUUUCUGUGAAAUUAAUGGAAGACUUGAUAUUGUUACCGAUUUUGUUAAUUCCUUGUUAAAUCACAAUAUCAUCGAUAAUGAAUCAUUAACUGUUUCAAUGGCAAUAGAGUCUCUUCAUAUUGUGUCUAGUAGCUUUAAAGAAAUAAUCAACCCUAUAUUGAGAAGCGUUUUAGAUCAAUGGAUUAUACCCUCGAUUCUUUUGAUGAUUCAAAUAUUAAAAGAGUACAAUUCGUCACAAAUGAAUGAAAAUACUUAUCCAAAAAUAGGCAAGAUUUGGAUUUUCCUUUCUUUAGGAUUUAUUUCCUUGUACAUACCAAACUUCCCUCUUGAUCCAACAGCUGAAGCACGUUUGAGAUGUCAAUUCCUUCUGUUCAAAAAAUCAAACUUGGAACGUGAAAUUGAUGUUCGAACAAAGAUCGAACAAAAUUUCACUGGCGAAUGUGAAAAUCGCAAAAUAGAAGUUUGCAAAGAAAAUUUGGAGAAAGUUGAAUUACUAUUUGAACGUGCGUCGGUUAAUUUAUCCUUAAGACCGGAACAGUCGCAACUUAAUGAACUUUUCAGACAUGUUCAUUACAUUUGUAGUAAUGUCAUUGAUGAACGACAUAUAUUGGAACUUUUAAAUGAUUUUGAGAAUGGAAAUGAUUCGGCUGUUCUUCAACGGGAAAGUUUGUUUCAAGAAAAAGUAAUGCAAUUCAUCCAACGAAUGUCAACGAACUAUCCUCUUUAUCAAGAUUUAUUACAGCCAUUAUAUGUUGCUCUUCAUCAAAUUAAAUACGGGGUUCGAAUGAUAACUACUACCUGCAAACAUUUCGUUGUUCCACGUGACAAACUAAUAUAUAAUGUUGUGAAAUCUUUUAUAGAUAUAACUAAAUUAGGAUGCCCUAAGGAAUGCAUUGACAUUAUUACAGCUCAAGAAUCAUUUGCGGUGAUCAAAGAUCUCAUUUUUUCUCAACAUUCUAAGCCAGACAAAUGGGAUCAAUAUCUCAAAUACCUUAUCGUCGUUUUGUAUUGUAUGUAUUAUAGAAUAUCAAAACGCGGAAAUAUUAUUCUCGAAGAUUUUAAUACCAUCCAACGUGUUUUUGGGGAAAUCUCUGAUAUUUAUUCUGCUGCUGAAGAGCAAAAAAACAAGAUUGCUCAAGAGAAUGAAAGUUUAUAUAGGAACAAAACAAAAACACACAAUAACAUCACCGAAGAACAGUAUUCAGAAUAUGAAUUCAAGCAAAUGUUUCCAGAUUUUAGUCAUGAUUUUGCGGACAUAGAUGAUGAUACAAUGAUUGAUUCCGAUAAUAAAGGGGAUACAGAUUUUACUCAGUUUGAGGAAAAUAUCUCAAUUGUGAAUGAGGAAAUUCUCUUUGAGAUAGGAAAAUUGUAUACAAAGCUUAUGACUGAUUUCGACUUGAAAUCACGGAAGACUUUGGAUCAUGACAUGUCAACUCAACAAGUUUUCUGGAAAUCAUUUGUUAUGGCGCGAGAUUUAUCGUUGAUAGCUGGCAAAGUUUAUCCAGAAGAAUUUGACGAAGCAAUCGCAACGUCUCAGAUUCUAGGAACGUCUCUCUUGAAAAAAUGGUUAAUUGACGGUAUCGAACCUGAGGACGAUACUAGUACUAGUAAUAACGCCAAAAACGACGUGAGGAUGUAUGAUUUUUACAAAGAUCAAAAUAUUGUCGAAUCCAAAAAGUUGGUACCAAUUAUAUCCGAGCUUCAGCAACGUGUGAAAGAAUUACUUGAAAUGUGGCCUGAACACGCUGUUCUUCAACAUCUUUUUACAAUAUGUGUGAGAAUUCAGGGGUUCGCAUUAAGUUCGCCUCUUGCAAAAUUUCUUACCGGAUUAGAAAUCUUAUUACAAAAGACAGAAGAUUGGGAAGCUUAUGCUAAUCGUGAUGUAUCAUUAAAGCUCCACAGAGAAAAGAUCACAGGUCUUAUCGUGCAUUGGCGUCAAUUAGAGUUAACUUGUUGGCCAAACUUACUUAUUGCGCAAAAUGAGUAUUAUGAAAGGUCUGCAUCCAAGUGGUGGUUUCACCUUUAUAGUUGUAUCAUUCGUCCUAUCAAUUCAUUUAGUACCAAUGUUGACAUAUCCGAAAGAACUGAUCAAAUUUUCAAGGAACAUAUCUCUGAAAUAGUACGAACGCUUGAUCAAUUUUUACAAUCCUCGAGAAUGGGUGAUUUCAAUGGACGAUUGGAAUUGAUCCAUGCUUUUUAUUUGCAACUUUGUAUUAAAGAUAAUUUUCUCACGAGGAGUAAUACUAAAGGACUUAUCGAUUCUACGCAUGCAUCACUUUAUUCCAAGGCUGCUGAUGCAUUGUUAAAUGUCUAUAAAUAUUAUGGGCAGUUUUUAACCCACAAUGCAAACACCUUAAACGAAUUUCGUAAGUCUAUUGAAAAAGAAUUGAAGCAAUUUGUGAAGAUUGCUAGUUGGAAAGAUGUUAAUAUUCAUUCAUUAAAACAAAGUGCCCAGAGAACCCAUAGGCAAUUAAAUAAAUGUGUUCGAAAAUACAAAGACAUUCUUAACAAACCAAUCAUGGAUGUUAUAACAGAUUACCAGACGAAUGUGAAUACGAUUUAUCCUAAAGAAAAGAUUAUUAAAGAGCAAGUUAUAACUCCUUUGGAUUGUUCCCUCGAGAAAUGGAUUUCUGAUUGUGAACCGAGUGAGCCAGCCGAAAGAAUUUUAGGAUUACAAAGUUCGAUUAGCAAACAAGCAUUACCUAUUCCUGAACGCUUUAUAAAUAUCAAGAAUACUUUAGAGAAGCUUCGUUCAUAUUGUCGUAAAGACAUUUUUAUCAAAAGACAAUCAGUUGAUAACCGAGCUCUUGACGAUUUUGCCACUGAAAUAAUAUUACGUAUCAAAAAGCUUCAAGAAGAUACGCCUGCUUUAAUGAACGAUGACAAUAAAAGUUCCGUAAAGAAUCAAAAAUUAAUUAAAAAGAAAUCCAUGGUUGAUCUCUUGAGAGAGCUGAAACGUCUUGGAUUGAAUUACUUUCCUAAUAAGAAUACAAUUGAACAGCAGCAAAAUAUUGUUGGAUAUAUGCUACAGCUUCCUAGAUUAGAAUUGGAGAAUUCUUUAUCUAUGAUCAUUAACUUUGAAAUACUCAAAAAUCCAUCGUCUAUAAUUGAAAUGAAGGAUAUAAUUCCUAACUGGACAAAAGCUGAUGAAUAUUACUACAAGAUUAUUGCGAGGAUGAUUCAUCUUCGAAAUGUGGCAGUCAGUCAUUCGAAGGAUAUAACCUCUCGGGAAGUUCAAAAAGGACUUGGUUUUUCUGAAUGUUUGUUGUAUCUUAUAAUUCUAGAACGCAAACAUCUGCAAGUUCUUGAUAAACAAUUCGUUGGAUUUUCAGGAGUCCUGGCACAAUUUUCGAGGAUUUAUUCAUCAUAUAAUGCAGAAUAUUCCUACACAAAAGUUCAAGAAUUUUUAUCACUUCACUCAAUUGAUGUACGCUCGAUAUGGAAUUUCAAGGAAAUUUUGGAUGACCUGGUCUCUUUAUUGUCUCACUCGUGUAUAAUUUUUGAAGUUCAAAAGCAGUAUGAACAUUCAAAUCAUUUUGAAGAGCUCGGAACAGAACUAAAUAAUUGGUUUGAUAAAAUUUCUUCAAUUCGUAAAGACUUUACUCACGUGUUUGAUCAAGACGUUUUGUUUCCAGAAUACGCUACAGGAAAAAAAGCGGUGAUCACAAAAGAUAUAAUAAACCUAAUCAAAGAUAAUGUAGCGUUAAUAAAUAAUCUUUAUCAAUUUGCCAAAUCUUCUCGAGAUAAACAAUCCUAUCAUAUUUUGGCGCCAAUUUGUGAUUAUAUUAGAAAUUCUAUUGGAAAUCUUCAUUUUACUGAAGCAGUUCAUAAUGAAAUGAAUCUGGAAAACCAAACAAUGAUGGUUCUUAGUAAUGUUAUUAAAAAAGUCAAUGAUUUAAUGGAUGUAAUUCUUGUAGCUAUUCAGGAUCUAAGAAAGUUUUCCGUUGAGUCAACCAAAGAUGUUUCGAGUAUUUAUUUAGUUAAUGAAGAAGAAAAUGAGGAUGAUAAGGAUGAUAAGGAAAUUCCUGAUGGAUUUAUACGUCAAGAACACGAACGCGUUUUGAACUUUGGCAAGCAUUUACGUAUAUCUUUGAUCCUUGAAAAGUUCGGCAUUCUGCAUGAUCAACUUAUUAAUUUGAUGGAUGACGAGAGGUUUAACAAUUUGGAUUGUCAAGAUUUAAUUUCAAAUCUGUUUCAAAGAACUUUUCCGUUUUUUCGACAAUAUUCUUUAGUAAUUCAAUAUUAUCUGAACGAUUUUAUCUAUCAUCAUAAGUCAUUAUGCAAAUUAACCUACGUACUUUGUAAUUCAUUUACUACAGUUUUCAUGAAAGGAUAUUGUAUGCCACAAAUGGAGUCGAAUGAUGGCAAAGGAGGUGAUGUCGAUGAAAAUGUUCAAGGUACUGGUAUUGGAGAAGGUGAAGAAGAACAAGUCGGUGAAUUUGAUGAUAACGACCCCGAUGCUGUAGAUGAAAAGAUGUGGGGAGGUGAUUCUGCAGAUGAUGUAGAGGAUAGUGGGAAAAAAUCUGAUACUAAACAAGAAUCCGAAUGUCCGAAUGAAACAGACAUUGUUGCUAAGGAAGAUCAAGGAGAUAUCACACAAAAUUCCCAAAUGAAUGAACAAAUGGGCGUAGAUGAAAAUCAAGACUCGAUGGAAGCAGAAGGUCAAGAUGAUAAUACUGACGAAGAAGAAUAUAAUGAUAAACACGACUAUUUUGAUAUUGAUAUACCUCAAGCUGAAACUUUAGAACUACCUGAGGAUAUGAUGAUUGAUGAUCAAGGAGACGCGAGUGAACAUGAAAACAUGGAUGAUGGAGAUGAUCUACCCUCGAAUAUGGAUAUUGAUGAAUCAGAAGUUGAAAAUGCACAGUUGACAAAUAAUGACAUUGAAACUAAUAAGAACGAUUCCAAUGUAGAGGAGGCUUGUGAUGAAAUGGAAACCGAUGAUAUUGACCCAAUCGAUGAUUCAGCUUCUAAUGAAGUAAAGAUAGGUGUCGAAAAUAGUGAUGAAAUUGUUGAAGAUCAACAAGAAAAUUCUGAAGGUGAUGAAAUGUCAAAAGAAACACCUAAUCGCAAAAUUAGUCCUUUGACUGAUAAUCAAUUUGAGGAUAAAGACAUUGAAAAAGAAGAUCAGAAUAAUUCAUCUAAUCAAGAACAACUAAAUUCCGAUAUAACAGCAGAAAAUGCAUUUGGCGUUGACGGAGAAUCUGGUAAAGCAAAUACUUCAUCUCCUAUAAAUGAAGUCGGACAAUCUUUGAAAGAGAUUGAAAAUAAAGGCUCUGAUAAUAAUAAUGAUGAUAAUUCACGACAAUUCAAGUCUAGAGAAAAGUCCAACUCAAAUGAUAAAAAUGAAUCAGACAAAAGUGAACAACAGGUCAUUGAGAACCAGAAUAAAGAGAGUGAUCAAGGUCCCAAAGAUGCUAAUCCACAUCGAAGUCUUGGAGAUGCUUUGGAACAAUGGAAACGUCGUCUUGACAAUAUUAUUAAAGGAGAUGAAAGCACUUCUUCACAAGAACAGACCCCUGCACAAGACUCAGAUCAGGUCAUAAAUGAAGAUCAAACAUUCGAAUUUCUUGAAAAUGAUGAGGAAUCUCAUGACCUUCAGACAAUGGGAGCAGCAAUAGAGGAUCAAUCAAAAGAGAUCGGAGCUAUCAAUAAUGAUGAACAAUGCUGUAAUUAUUCAAAUUACGCAGGUGAAGACGAUGAAAUCGACUAUAGCCAACAUAAUAAUGAAAUGUCUACUGAUCCUUUAAUGAAUGAUCAUGACUAUAGUAAUGAACAUGAAAAGGGAGCUGUUCUUUCUAAGCAAAUUUUAAAACAGGAUGAAGAUCAACAAUUAUUCGACGAAGAAUCUAAUCCUCAAUGCUUUGAUUCUUCUCGCUUUGCACACGAACCUUUACCUUAUGAAGAGAUUAUGAGUUUACGUCAAGAUUUAGAAGUUAAAUUAACAGAUUGGAGACAAUCAGGAAGAGAUAUUACUAAAGCUAGAGAAUUAUGGCAAAAAUAUGAGAUCCUUACUCAUGAUCUAUCAAAUGGACUCUGUGAGCAAUUAAGGUUAAUCCUUGAGCCAACACUUGCUACAAAACUUAAAGGCGAUUAUCGAACUGGAAAACGACUUAAUAUGAAAAAAAUCAUACCAUAUAUUGCUAGUGAUUUCAAAAAGGAUAAAAUCUGGCUUCGUCGCACAAAACCGAGUAAAAGACAAUAUCAAGUCAUGAUUGCGGUUGAUGAUUCGAAAUCAAUGUGUGAAACGCGUUCAAUUCAUUUAGCUUAUGAAACUUUAGCACUUAUCUCCAAAUCACUAUCGCAGCUUGAAGUAGGAGAUCUUUCAAUUAUCAGCUUUGGUGAAAAAGUUCAAUUGCUUCAUCCUUUUGACCGUCCAUUCAGCAGUGAAGCAGGAGCUCAAAUAUUACAACAAUUUACAUUUGAACAGAAUAAAACAUAUGUUCGGUCCCUCAUGGAGACUUCAAUCACACUUUUGGAGAACGCUAGGAAUAAUUUUAGUAGUGGAGCACAAAGUAAGGAAUUAUGGCAACUUCAGCUUAUAAUAUCGGAUGGUGUUUGUGAGGAUCACGAAAGUCUUAAAACUCUUGUUCGGCAAGCUGUUGAAUCACAAAUAAUGGUAGUAUUUAUAAUAGUUGAUAACAAACCAGGAAAGGAUUCUAUCAUAUCAAUGAAUCAA